Molecule: messenger RNA, 3424 nt
Organism: Brassica rapa (field mustard)
Lineage: Eukaryota; Viridiplantae; Streptophyta; Magnoliopsida; Brassicales; Brassicaceae
Molecular function (GO): ATP binding; ATP hydrolysis activity; kinase activity
Source: RefSeq, a predicted model, not a curated record
AGCCAAAAUGAAAUAUUUAAUUUUGAAAAUAAUAAAACCUACAUUAAAUUCAGUUAUAAUUUUUCUGGGGGGGGGGCACUGGAGUCCUCGUAGAGUUGAAGGCCAGACGGGGAAGGAAGAACAAAGCGGGAGACUACAUGCUUGCAAGCAAAGUGUUCCUCAAAAACACAAAAGCAAAGGAUAAAAACCAACAAAAUUAAUAAACAAAUAAAUAAAUAAAUAAAUAAAAAAAGCAAAAGAGAAGUUGAAUUCAUUCUGAUUUUGUUUUUCCCUUUUAAUUGUUUACCGUUUACUCGAUCUCACCCCCUUUCGAUCCGCCUCGACUCUCUUCCUCGAUUGCUCCGAUCAUCGCCCUAUGGACGACGAGGUUGUUCAGCGAGUUUUCCAAGAGGGAGGACGCGAUUUCUUCCAGCAGCAGCCUUCUACUUCAUCCUCAUCCUCUUCUUCGAUUCUCCAAUCUCUUCCUCUUCAUGUGGCCUUCGAUCAUGGCUAUUACCUGUUGGUUAAGUCGAUUCAAGAACUCAGAGAGAAGAAGGACGGCAUUGUUACGGUUGGUAUAGGUGGACCUAGCGGCUCCGGUAAAACUAGCUUGGCAGAGAAAGUUGCAUCUGUGAUUGGAUGUCCUGUGAUCGCCAUGGAGGAUUACCGUGACAGUGUGGACGAUGGAAAUGAAUUGGAAACGUUAGAUUUUGAUGCGUUAGUCCAGAAUCUGGAGGAUUUGAUCAAAGGGAAAGAUACUCUUGUUCCGGUGUUUGAUUUCCAGCAGAAGAGGUGUGUUGACACGAAGAUGGUGAAGGCAUCAUCUGGAGUGGUGAUUGUUGAUGGGACGUAUGCCCUUCAUGCUAGAUUGCGCUCCUUGUUGGAUAUUCGGGUUGCAGUGGUUGGUGGCGUUCACUUUAGCCUCCUCUCUAAAGUCCGUUAUGAUAUUGGGGAUUCGUGUUCGCUUGAUUAUCUUAUCGACAGCAUCUUCCCAUUGUUUAGAAAGCAUAUUGAGCCAGAUCUUCAUCAUGCGCAGAUCAGAAUCAACAACAGUUUUGUUUCAUCAUUUCGGGAAGCCAUAUACAAACUGAAAUGCAAAAGUGAGAUAGUAACUUCUUUUGCUCAAGGAAGUGAAGUCCAGAAGGAUAAUUUUAUUGAGAUGUACCUCAGACCUCCUUCUGCAAACGAAGAGGCGCGUAUAAAUGACUGGAUAAAAGUUCGUCAAGCUGGUAUACGGUACUACCUCUCGCUUGGGGACCAAAGAAUUGUCGACAAGCAUUUCAUCAUCCGGCCGAAAGCUGAGUUUGAGCAGGUUGGUCGGAUGACACUUGGAGGAUUGCUAGCUUUGGGCUACAAUGUUGUAGUGAGUUAUAAGCGAGCUUCAACUGCUGUGAGCUAUGGUAAUUUAUCCCUGUCACGUGAAACGAUUGAUACUCUUGGAGAGACUUUCCUGGUACUGAGAGGGACAGACAGGAAGAGUGUGGGAGCUGAAGCUCUGAGAAUGGGUAUUAGUGGGCCAUGGAUCACCAAGUCAUACCUGGAACUGAUCCUUGAAAGUAAAGGUGUCCCACGCUUGAAUACACCUCCACUUUUGCAACAGUCUCCUGUAACCGUUAACCAGGAGAAGCAAAUUGUUGCACCAAAACCGAUCCGAACUACCCCAAACAUUGUCACCCGCCUUGAGGAUUUAUCGCAGCCUUGGACCCGAUCUCCGACCAAAUCUCAAAUGGAACCAAUGGUUGCAACUUGGCAUUUCACCUCUUUUGAUGCACCUCAUUCAGUAAGCUCUGGUGUAGAUUCCUCUUUCAGGGAUAAUAUACGACUUGUUCCUAUGCCUGAUUCAUACGACUUGGAUAGAGGGUUACUUCUUUCCGUUCAAGCAAUACAGGCGCUGUUGGAAAAUAAAGGACCACCUGUUAUUGUAGGAAUAGGCGGUCCUAGUGGAUCUGGUAAGACUAGCUUGGCCCAUAAAAUGGCUAAUAUAGUUGGAUGUGAAGUGGUUUCCCUUGAAAGUUACUUCAAGUCUGAGCAAGUCAAAGAUUUCAAGCAUGAUGACUUUAGUUCCCUUGACCUGCCUUUGCUCUCAAAGAACAUUGCUGACAUAACGAACAGUCGAAGAACAAAACUGCCUGUAUUUGACCUGGAGACUGGUACUAGAUGUGGCUUUAAGGAACUUGAAGUUUCUGAAGAAUGUGGUGUGAUCAUCUUCGAGGGGGUUUAUGCGCUGCAUCCAGAAAUCAGACAAUCUUUGGACCUUUGGGUUGCUGUUGUGGGAGGUGUUCAUUCACAUCUUAUUUCCAGAGUCCAGAGGGAUAAGAGCCGAGUCGGGUGUUUCAUGUCUCAAAAUGAAAUAAUGAUGACCGUAUUUCCAAUGUUCCAGCAACAUAUUGAGCCACAUCUAGUGCAUGCACACGUCAAGAUUCGAAAUGAUUUUGAUCCAGUUUUCUCUCCCGAGAGCUCUUUGUUUGUUUUGAAAAGCAAUAAACAGGUUCCAUAUCAGGAUAUUCUCAGUAUCCUUGAUUCCACAAAAUUCUGCAGCUCCGUUCAGAAUUUUAUCGAUAUAUAUUUCAGGCUAUCUGGGCUUCCCGCCAAUGGGCAGCUGUCAGAUAGUGACUGCAUACGCGUUAGAAUCUGCGAGGGCAGGUUUGCUGUGCUUAUACGUGAGCCAAUUAGGGAAGGGAACUUCAUCGUCCAGCCCAAAGUAGAUUUUGACAUUAGCGUAAGUACUGUGGCUGGUCUUCUUAAUCUCGGGUAUCAAGCAGUGGCGUAUAUCGAAGCCUCUGCCUUUAUUUACCAAGACGGAAAGAUUCUGAUUGAGGUUGAUCAUCUCCAAGAUGUGCCAAGUCCAUACAUACAGAUCAAAGGCGUAAACAAAAAAGCUGUGACUGCUGCUGGUUCAGCUCUCAAACUGGAUGGUUCAUACACAACAAAGAGUUACCUUCAAAUAGUUUUGGAAAGACUACCACCAGUUCAGAGAAGUUCAAGUGGAAUCCAUACACAACAAGCAGCGCGGUUGCAAGAACUUGUGGAAUUCAUACAGUCUCAGGGAAGUAGUAACAGUGCGUCGGAAGCGUCACCAAGAAGAGAUGGUUCUUCCAUAGACAACGUUUUGGACGAUAUGCAGUCAAGAAUAAAACGACUCGAACGUUGGCACACCAUCAAUACGGUACUAUGGACAUUCUUGAUGUCUGCGCUCGUUGGUUAUUCUCUCUACCAAAGGAAGCGCCAGUAAUCUUAAAUCCGUUCUUAUUUAAUUUGCUUUUUCCAAUAAUCUAAUCACAGAAAAAAGAAGAAAGGUUACAUGCUAACCUGUGUGAAUUGUCAAUAUAUAUACAAGCUCCCACUUUUAUUUUAUUUUUCUCUUUGUGGUUUAUUCAGUCUUCGAACAUUGUAAUAAUUAUUGUUAUGCUAUUAAAUCAAAGAAAAAAGAUGGAAGUUUUUCCCC